This is a messenger RNA of Fusarium fujikuroi IMI 58289, 456 nucleotides long. RefSeq names its product probable histone acetyltransferase. The record is from RefSeq and is a predicted model, not a curated record. The coding region runs from base 1 to 456 and encodes 151 amino acids. The transcript has a single exon. Gene Ontology annotation, molecular function: histone H3 acetyltransferase activity. Gene Ontology annotation, biological process: chromatin remodeling; positive regulation of transcription by RNA polymerase II. Gene Ontology annotation, cellular component: histone acetyltransferase complex. NCBI's taxonomy places the organism in Eukaryota, Fungi, Ascomycota, Sordariomycetes, Hypocreales, Nectriaceae.
AUGGGGAUCUUGGAAAGUCUCAAGUCCAUUUUCCAAUUUCAAUAUCCGGAGAUGUCAAAGGACUACAUCGAACGUCACGUCAACGAUCCCAAGUAUCGAUCUAUCGCCAUCGUCCGCAAGCCCCAAGAGACCAUCGGCGGGAUAACAUUUCGACAGAUUGGAACCUGGAAUGUUGCUGAGGUUGCCUUUUGUGCUGUGUCAUCUAAGGAGCAGAUAAAAGGUUAUGGUGCUGCCCUCAUGGAUCAUCUGAAAGACUAUGUCAAGGCUACUUCCCUCAUGACGCAUCUCUUAACGUAUGCUGAUAACUAUCAUAUUGGAUUCAGUGUCAAGCAAGGCUUUAAACUGGCGACUCUUGACGAGUCUGUUUGGAGGGAGUGCAGGAAGGGUUACAGAAAUGUGACCCCAAUGCAAUGCUCUAUUGAUAGAGGCAUCGCAGGACGUCAGCAUAAACUGUAG